This is a messenger RNA of Penicillium brevicompactum, 987 nucleotides long. RefSeq lists its product as uncharacterized. Gene Ontology annotation, molecular function: protein kinase activity; ATP binding. The transcript has a single exon. The record is from RefSeq and is a predicted model, not a curated record. Gene Ontology annotation, biological process: signal transduction; protein phosphorylation. Bases 1 to 987 code for a protein of 328 amino acids. NCBI's taxonomy places the organism in Eukaryota, Fungi, Ascomycota, Eurotiomycetes, Eurotiales, Aspergillaceae. Gene Ontology annotation, cellular component: cytoplasm.
AUGAUAAAUCAAUCACCCGACGAUCCUUUUACGCAGGAAAUCCAGCGACUUAGGGCUGAUUACGAGGAGAAAAAAGGGCGGUCUAACUUGGGUUCUGCUGGAGGCCGACGGCUAAUCGACCUCAGCUUGGGAUUGAUUGACGGCGAGUCCUGCUACACUUAUUGGUACGAGCAUCAAUGUAUCCGACUAGCUGAUAUCACCGGUACUAUCUCUGGUGAUAUUCUUCGCCUACAACAAAAUCUGCCCGACUCAGUCGACAACGGCGAUCAUGAAAUUAUCGGUGACCAAGUACGCCCCCUCGUGAAUGUACCACCGCUUCCAGAGCUAGAUGAUGACUCCGAGGAACUUGAUACAAUCCUUGCCAUGCUCCCAAUUGUUGAAUUCGAUCCCAGCAAACAUUUUAUUAAAAAAGGCAAAUAUAAGAGUGAAAUCAGCAAUCUGCUCGAAUGCCAAGGUGGAUCUUGUCCGGGCGUCCCAAAAUCAUCCCACAUCAUUCAAUUACUAGGAAAGUCACCCGAAGGGAAUCUGGUUUUCGAAAAAUUCAAAUCUCGAUUCGUCCUAGGGUACAUUUAUACCCUGGAUAUAUACAAAGACUGGCUUUUGCAGAUAAUCUCCGGAAUGAAGACUCUUCAUUCCCUUGGGAUUAUUCAUCGUGACCUUCGCAUCGACAAUAUUAUCUUUUCCUCUGACACAUCCCGUGUGCUUAUCUGUGAUCUCGAGGGUCGUUGGGGAAAUCGUCUGGCUCCUGAGGUUUCUCGCGAGCCGGUGUUGGACGCUGGCUGGACUACGAAAUCAGAUAUCUAUGACCUCGGAUAUCUUAUAAAAGGCAUGAUAUACGGGAACGUACCGGUAACGAUGGCGGUGGAAUGGCCUGUUCCCAAUCCUCUUGCUGCUGUUGUGGAAGCCUGUACGCGCAAUAAGCCUGAAGAGCGACCCUGUUUGGAUGAUCUAUACGCUAUGCUUGAGAAGAUCGAGAUUACUACUUGA